Zerene cesonia (dogface butterfly) is the source of this 2730-nucleotide messenger RNA. Its product is annotated as zinc finger MYM-type protein 1-like. The coding region runs from base 1 to 2730 and encodes 909 amino acids. The transcript has 3 exons. Lineage: Eukaryota; Metazoa; Arthropoda; Insecta; Lepidoptera; Pieridae. Gene Ontology annotation, molecular function: protein dimerization activity. The record is from RefSeq and is a predicted model, not a curated record.
AUGCAUAAUGUUAGAGGCACGCCACACAACACGGUGGUGAUGCGCUGCGGUGCAAUUCCGCGAACUCAGGUAACUACUGCCAUUACCUCAGCACAUUUUCAAGGCAUCUAUAACUCUGGAUGGGCGCUGGUAUGGCAGUGGCGUAACUACAGGGUGGCAAGUCGGCAAAAUGCCACGGGCCCCCAGCUGGAAGGGGCCCCCGAAAGUAUCAGAGUGGAAGCGAAAAAAGAAAGCGAAAGAAGGAGUCUGAAGAACAAAACAAAAAAAAAGUUACCUAAAAUAAGUCAGUACUUUAAGAAUGAAGAUAGUAUAGAAGAACAAUCAAAUGAACAGUGCGUCAGAAGGGCAGAAAAUGAUGUCGUCAUAAGUGGUAAUAUCGCAGAGCCCGAUAACAGUAAAUAUUUAGAUUCAGAGCAACCACAACCCGGUACGAGCAAAUCUUCAAACGAAUUAUUUUUAAAUAUAGAAAAAUUAAAAUCUUUACCGUACGUUACUGAUAAAGGUAACUUCAAAGAACUCAAUGAUCAAAUAAAACGGUUUGUGAUCGAAAACGGACCCUGUAAACCAAAAGGCUCCUUUUUAAGGGAUAGUAACAAAAGAUCUUUCUUGGAUAGAUAUUAUUACAGUAUUUCUAAAUCUGGCGUAAAGUUAGAACGUACGUGGCUGUGCUAUUCCCUAUUGCUGCAAAAAGCAUAUUGUGAACCAUGUUGGUUAUUCACAAGUAGGGCAUCUAAAAAUAUACAAAAUAUUUGGAUGGAAGGCUAUGAUGAUUGGAAACAUAUUGUGGAAGCCAUAGAAAGACAUGAGACAUCGAAAGAACAUUUGCAUUCAUGCUUUGUACAUCGACAGUGGCAAUUACAUGGAACACUAGAUGAAGAGCAAGAGUCCAUUAUCAAGAGAGAAAAAAAUUUUUGGCGCCAGGUACUCACUAGACUCCUUGAUGUUACUCUUACACUUUCAACUUGUAAUUUAGCUUUUCGUGGCCAUAGAGAACUGGUAUAUGCCCACGAUUCAGGUCCAAAAGGAAAUUUUUUGAGUAUUGUUGAGUUAUUAGCCAAAUACGAUCCUAUUUUACAAGAGUUGCUAAGCAAACCUAAGGGCCAGAUUAAAUACUUAAGUCCAAAAAUACAAAAUGAGCUCAUUGCUGUUCUGGUUCAAAAAGUGGAAAAUGCUCUGGUAAAUGAAAUAGUAACCGCACCAUUUUAUUCCAUUUUAUUUGAUACUACUCAAGAUAUUUCCAAAACAGAUCAAUUGUGUGAACUUUACCGUUACUGUAUAAUCGAGAAAGAUGAAAAUGGAACUCCAAAGACUCUUGUAAUUAAAGAGUCAUUUUUAGGAUUUCAUGAGGUUAAGGAUCAAACUGCCUUAGCAAUGUCCAAGCAGAUAAUAAAAUCCAUAAAUGACAAAAGUAUUUCUCUCAAUAAGUGCCGUGGACAAGGGUACGACGGAGCUAAUACCAUGAAAGGCACUUAUGGCGGAGUUCAAAAACUCAUAAGAGAUAUAGAGCCAAAUGCAGUUUAUGUCCAUUGUGCUGCUCAUAAUUUAAAUUUGGUGGUAAAUGAUGCAGUAAAAGAGGUCAUAGAAAUACAAACAUUAUUCGAAACUGUGCAACAAAUUUAUAAUUUUUUUGGCCAUAGUAUUAAACGAUGGAAUAUAUUAUCUAGUUUUAUAUCUGACAAUAAAGGAGAGACCCGGGUAUCAUCAAAUUCAGUAACAUUAAAAACAAUGAAUCCAACUAGAUGGGCAGGACGCUUCGAUGCCAUGUUUGCUUUAAAAGUUCGGUUUGUUGAUGUUCAAAAAGCGCUUACAAAAACUAUUUUAUUAAAUUCCAAAACAGAUGAGAGAAAUGAAGCUAUCUUGCUGAAGAAGAAGAUAGAAAACUACAAUUUUAUUAUGUUGUUAGUUUUCCAUUGCAAAGUCUUGCAAACUAUAGACGCGGCUUCUAAAGCACUUCAGUCUAAAGCCAUCGAUCUUUCAAAUGCUUCAAAGCGUUUACAAGUAUGUCUAGAACAACUUGAAAAGUAUCGAAAUGAAUUUGAAGAUUUAAAAAUGGAGGCAAAUAGUAUUGCAACGAAAUGGUCUAUAAACCCUGAAUUUCCUAAAACUCGUCAGAGAAAAGUGAAACGUCAUUUUGAUGAAAUUUGUGAGGAUGAACGUCUCCAAGAUCCUGAAAGCUUGUUUAAAGUAAACGUAUUCUAUCGUGUAUUAGACAUAAUCAUUAAUCAACUGAGAUCGCGUUUCCUUGGAAUGAAUGAAAUUGUUUCCAAUUUCAGUGUCUUGCAACCUGCCACUUUACAAAAUUUGAACGAUACUGAUUUGUUGGAGAAGGCUUUAGCAUUUGUCCAUCUAUAUAAAGAAGAUAUAUCCAUCUCGUUUUGCAAGGAAAUUCUCAGUUUUCGAUCCUCUUUUAGACACGAAAUAGAAACAUCAUCUUCUAUAAGAGAACUUGCUGACUUAUUAAUAAUAAAAAAUCAUUUUAUAUCUUCAAGCUUUCCUGAAGUGUCCACUGCAUUUCUAUUAUUUCUCACCAUUCCUGUGACUACGGCUAGUGCCGAGCGAUCGUUUUCAAAACUGAAAUUGAUAAAAACUUAUUUAAGAAAUUCUAUGGGACAAGACAGGUUAAGCAACUUAGCUAUUCUAUCCAUCGAAAAUUCUAUGGCCCGAAAUUUGAACUUUGAUGAUAUCAUUACCACUUUUGCUGAACAGAAAGUCCGAAGGAAGGAAUUUUAA